AAUUUUUUUUUUUAUAAAAUUUUUUAAAAUAUUUUUUCAAAAACCUUUCCUUUUUUUUUUUUUAUUUUAGUUUUUUAAAGUUUUAUAUAACAAAAGACAACUAUAAAAAUGGAAGGUCCAUCAAAAUGCACUUGGAAACCAAAUACCACCGAACCAUCACCACAUACCACCAGAAAGAAUGUUAAACCAUUAAUUAUGGAUAAUAUUUUACAAAACAUUGGUAAUACUCCAUUAGUUAGAAUUAACAAAGUUUCAGAAGGUUUAGAUUGUGAAUUAUUGGCUAAAUGUGAAUUUUUCAAUGCUGGUGGUUCAGUCAAAGAUCGUAUUGGUUAUCGUAUGAUUGUCGAUGCUGAAGAAAGUGGUAGAAUUAAACCAGGUGAUACUUUAAUUGAACCAACUUCAGGUAACACUGGUAUUGGUUUAGCAUUAACUGCUGCCAUUAAAGGUUAUAAGAUGAUUAUUACUUUACCAGAAAAAAUGUCACAAGAAAAAGUUGAUGUUUUAAAAGCUUUAGGUGCUGAAAUCAUUCGUACACCAACUGAAGCUGCAUUCGAUGCACCAGAAUCACACAUCGGUGUUGCUAAGAAAUUAAAUGCCGAAAUCCCAAAUAGUCACAUUUUAGAUCAAUAUGCCAAUCCAUCAAAUCCAUUAGCCCAUUAUGAUGGUACUGCUGAAGAAAUUAUUGAACAAUGUGGUGGUAAACUCGAUAUGGUUGUUUGUGCUGCUGGUACUGGUGGUACAAUUACAGGUAUUGCAAGAAAGAUUAAAGAAAGAUUACCACAUGUUAAAAUCGUUGGUGUUGAUCCACACGGUUCAAUUCUUGCUCAACCAGAAUCACUCAAUAAUCAAAACAAGAGUUACAAAAUCGAAGGUAUUGGUUACGAUUUUAUUCCAAAUGUUUUAGAACGUCCAAUCGUCGAUGAAUGGAUCAAGACUGAUGAUAAAGAAUCAUUCAUCAUGGCCCGUCGUCUUAUUAAAGAAGAAGGUCUUUUAUGCGGUGGUUCAUCAGGUUCCUCAAUGGUUGGUGCUCUUUUAGCUGCCAAACAAUUAAAGAAAGGUCAACGUUGUGUUGUUCUUUUAGCUGAUUCAAUUAGAAACUAUAUGACCAAACACUUAAAUGAUGAUUGGUUAGUCGACAAUGGUUUUGUUGAUCCAAAAUACAUUAAAACUACCACUCAACAAGAAGAAGAAAAAUAUCAAGGUGCCACCGUCAAAGAUCUUGAACUCCCAAAACCAAUUACUAUCACUGCCACCACCUCAUGUGCCAACGCUGUUGAACUCCUUAAACAAUAUGGUUUCGAUCAAUUACCAGUUGUUUCUGAAUCAAAGAAAGUUUUAGGUUUAGUUACUCUUGGUAAUCUUCUUUCACACAUCUCCUCAAAGAAAGCCAAUGUUACCGAUCCAGUCAGCAAGGUUAUGUUCCGUUUCACCAAAAACGAAAAAUAUGUUCCAAUUACUCCAACCACUCCACUUGCUUCACUCACCAAAUUCUUUGAAAAUCACAGCAGUGCUAUCGUCACUGAAAAUGAUGAAAUUGUUUCAAUUGUUACUAAAAUCGAUUUAUUAUCAUACUUUAUGAAACAUAAAUAAAUAAUUUAAUCAAAAAAAAUAAGUAAUAAUAAUAAUAAUAACUAUAAUAAUACCAAUUUCUAUAUAAGCUUUACAACCUCCAAAAUCAUCGUUCAAAAAAAAAAUUAAUAAAAUUUUGUAAUUAAAAUUUUUUUUUUUAAAAU
Messenger RNA from Dictyostelium purpureum, 1733 nucleotides. RefSeq names its product cystathionine beta-synthase. Lineage: Eukaryota; Evosea; Eumycetozoa; Dictyosteliales; Dictyosteliaceae. Gene Ontology annotation, cellular component: cytoplasm. The record is from RefSeq and is a predicted model, not a curated record. The coding region runs from base 109 to 1590 and encodes 493 amino acids. The transcript has 3 exons. Gene Ontology annotation, molecular function: cystathionine beta-synthase activity; cysteine synthase activity.